Messenger RNA from Pygocentrus nattereri (red-bellied piranha), 2422 nucleotides. RefSeq names its product BCL2 associated athanogene 2 (gene bag2). Gene Ontology annotation, biological process: protein stabilization. NCBI's taxonomy places the organism in Eukaryota, Metazoa, Chordata, Actinopteri, Characiformes, Serrasalmidae. Gene Ontology annotation, molecular function: protein-folding chaperone binding; adenyl-nucleotide exchange factor activity. The transcript has 3 exons. The record is from RefSeq and is a predicted model, not a curated record. Bases 287 to 913 code for a protein of 208 amino acids.
GUGAAAAGGUCUAAUCAUCAUGUCCAUGUGGAGCAGAUCUGCGGAGGCACUCGGCUCUGUCGCUGCUCUGCUCCUCUGCGAGGUGCGUGUUUAAGUCUCUUCUGUCCUGCGGCUCCUCCGUUUUCACCCCGAGUGCAGCCUCGAGGAAGUUCCGGCCCAUGUUUGGAGAUGUUUCCUCAGGGGCGCUGCCCGUCACGGAAAGCGCUAGAAGGAGCCGGAGAGGACAGGAGCGCUUUUAGCUGCUCGAUCUGAAGAGUUUCGACACGGACCACAGGAGCCCGCCGCCAUGGCUCAGGCCAAAAUCAGCGCCAAGAUGAACGACGCCAAAUCCGCCAAAUUCAGCAGGACCAUCUCAAUGGCCGACCGCUCCACUCGAUUACUGGAGAGUCUGGACGAGGUCGAAAUGAGGGUGGAGGCCCUGAGGGAGGCAGCUACAGUCAUGGAGCAGGAGAGGGAGAGCUUACUAGAGAUGAUUCAGUUGAUUCAGAACAGCCAGGAAAUGAGAACCAUAUGUGACGGAGAACGAGAGGAGCUCACUUUGACCGCCAACAGGCUCAUGAACAGGACCCUGACAGUGCAGGUCACUGUGGAUACAAUCCGAAACGAGCAGCAGGAAGACGCCCUGCGGAGAGCCACGGCCGUCAUCGAUGAGAUCGCCGCUAAAGUGCUGGACGACAUGGAGGGCGCGAGGAAGAGGCUGCAGGCUCUUCACGCCGCUUGCGUCACCGAGGCUCCACCCGUUCCCAUAGACCAGAAGUUCCAAACCAUUGUGAUCAGCUGCGCGCUGGAAGACCAGAAGAAGAUUAAGCGACGACUUGAGACUCUGAUAAGGAACAUGGGCAAUGCGGAGAGAACCAUCAAAAUCAUGGAUCACCAGAAGGUCGAUGAAUCCAAGAAUGCCAAUGGCAAAUAACGAUACAGAGUUUGAAGACCGGUCUGCUCUAGCAAGUGCCUUCACUUAUCGCUGGGAGACCACAGGCUCCUACGUCUCACCAUGUUUGCACACAAAGUGCUGCACAUAAAAGUCCUGCACAUUCAGUCAUUCUGGCCUCCGUUUUAGUUCUAGGUUUUAUGAGAACUUCGCCCACUUUUGUUUAAGUGCUGCCACUUCAGACAGAAGAGAAAACCAAACCUGUUUUAAAUGCAUUAUCUCUAAAAGUAAAAGGGCCAUAUCAUGAAAAAACUCAUUUUCCUCACUUUUAAGGAAACAGUAUUAAAGUUUCCAAUUGUACAGGUCACUCGUCGUCCAGACAGUCUAUAUAGGAACCCGAGCUCCCUGUUUUUUAAUGAGGUGCUUUUCUUUCUGCCACAAAAACCAACAGAUUUACAGUUCAGCCUACAGCACCGCCUAUUCAUGCUAAAGACAAAUGGUGGGUCCCAAUUCAGGGCCUGCAUUCUUAAAGGACAUGGUCUAUGAAGGUGUGUCCUUUGAAGGUUGAACCUGAUGAGAUGUUCUGCUGUAUGGUGGAUUUCCUCUUUGUGUCACAGCGCCGCUGUUCCCACCCUCACAGCUGCAUCAUGAAACGUUGCUCCUGUCAAGUUCUUAUAAAGUAAACUUUAGAGAUGGAGAAACUUUGAUUUUUUCAUUUGUCAGGGCCGGAGAUGCUUCUCUCGGUCGGCUCUUUGCUCCCUAAAACAAAACGAAACAUUAAUGUAAGUUUUGCUUCGACCACAUUGGCUUUUUAAACUUUGUAUCGUCAGCUAUUCGACUCAGUUUAAACACAGUACUUACAUUUAAAGUGUCUCCUCAGCUGCCGUUCGCUCCUCUGCUGACACCACCACAUUCUCACCGGCACACAGGGAACCUUGGGAUAUCUUGGCUGGCGAAAGAUCCACCUGUUGGCUGGUUGGUUUCUCAGCUGCACAUGAAAGAGCCUUUUGAAAUGGGGCAGCCUAGUUGCACCACUGUGAUGCAGUCGGCCUUUAAAUGCAGCCCCUGAAUUGGGACACAGCUAAAAAGAUGCUGUUUUAGUUCUAGGAAUAAAGAAAGGUUAAAAAAUGGUCAUGUAAAAACAAAUUAUGACUCACUUGUGGCAUUUGGCAGACGCUCUUAUCCAGAGCGACUUAGAGUUUGAUCAAUUUUACACAGGUUGGCGAAGGAGUUGUUAGGAGUCUUGCCCAAGGACUCUUACUGGUAUAUAUUCAUGCCAAUUUGAAAACCAAUAACUGGAAAAACAUGAAAUGCAACAUUCUUUGCAUUGUAAAGGGUUCUUCAGAUUGCUGAUGGUUCUACAUAGAAUCCUUUUUGAAAGGGGUUCUACUAUUGCUACAAACCAAAGAACCCUUUUUUUGGCACUAAUCAAACCCUUUUUGCUAAGAGUGCUGUUUUUACAUGGCUUGAAAUGCUGAAUUAAUGUCAGAACUGAAUACAAUCUGCCUUGAGAUGCAAUAAAGGGCUGUACUGGUUUAAAGCAAAGUUAAA